This is a messenger RNA of Agrilus planipennis (emerald ash borer), 1461 nucleotides long. RefSeq names its product tetra-peptide repeat homeobox protein 1-like. NCBI's taxonomy places the organism in Eukaryota, Metazoa, Arthropoda, Insecta, Coleoptera, Buprestidae. The record is from RefSeq and is a predicted model, not a curated record. The transcript has 2 exons. The coding region runs from base 786 to 1409 and encodes 207 amino acids.
AUUUCACAAUUGUCGCAUAAGUAAGCAAGUAUUUUACUAAACUACAGUGGCACAUUGUUUUGUAACUAUUAAUAAAUCUUUUUUUGAUUGAAUAAAAACAAUUACGUAAUCGUCGAUGCAGAAAGUUGAAGGUAUGACGGAGACACCUACAGCCGAUGCGUUUCUUCCUGCAAUUCUUACGUAAUCCACUAUUGUUUACGUUGCCCGAGUGAAAAUUUAGAUAUAAAUCCAAAGACUUAAAUAGCAAUCUUAGUAGAUUACCUAAGACGUCACGCACUAACGAUAAUUAAAGUUACGAAUUGGAUUGAUUAAUUUUGAAGUUUUUCUUGAGGCAUCGGCAGACCGAACUGUUAUGCACUCCGUUUAAAACCAGAGCUUUUAAAUGACUAUUGGAACAAACGUUCGAGCUGCUUGAACGGUUCUGUGGAUUACAAAGGUAAAUCGCGACAAACGGUUUCAUAAAUAAAUCGACAACUAGAAGUGUUGGUGGUGUUAAAAUAAAAUAAAAUUUUGAAAAACAAGGGGCAUCUAAAUAAAAAAAUAACCAUGAGUGUCUUGUUUAUGCGGGACAAGUGCUUCAGAGACCGGUAAAUUCGCAGUUUUUGACAAAACGACUAAGCUGAUGUCCAACGUCUUGGCGAAUCUUUGACGAAUUUAUGGGUUCUUAGAUGCACCUGUCCAGUGAAAGUGAAUCAGGGUAACCCUCACCAAACACGGUUCGUAUAAAUAGACACCUAAGCGGGGGUAAAGCAUCACUUGCUGCAAGUCAUCUCCCAUAACCAGACAUGAAACCUUUUGUGGUGGCCACACUUAUACUAGUUGUUGCUAGUAUAAGCAAAUGUGGCGCAGCAGCUAUUGAUGAAAAAAAGACAGCCAAACGUCAGGUAUUCAAUGGAAACCAACGGCAAUGGUUUCAUCAUAAUCCAUAUGGAUGGUAUCCUCCACCACCCCCUCCACAACCAAUCCCUAUGCUUGUACCACAACCUAUUCCGGUGGCGGUAGAUAGGCCGCUGCCGAUACCCGUACCCCAGCCGGUACCCGUUGACGUACCGAGAGCUGUACAGGUACCAGUUCCGGUACCUCAACCUGUAAGCGUACCAAGGCCUGUUCCCGUAGCAAUUGACAGACCAGUUCCAAUUGCGGUUCCCGAAGCAGUACCAGUUCCUGUGCCGCAACCUGUUGCUGUACCGGUACCUCAACCUGUUCCCGUUGAUGUACCACAGCCUACUCCAGUCAGAGUACCAACACCUGUAGUUAUUCCAAUAGCUACACCAGUUGUCAUACAACAUGGACAACAAAUUCCACAUAAUCAUCCCUACUAUGGAGGCUGGCAUCGCGGUAGACGUGGUGCAACUAAUAGUAGCAAUACAACCGACAAUUCGUCGGAUAAUUCUUCAAUGAAACAUUAAAGACUAUCUAUAAUUAAUUUUCUUCAUCCCGACGUCAAUUUUUCGCCCUUGU